Molecule: messenger RNA, 3034 nt
Organism: Bombina bombina (fire-bellied toad)
Lineage: Eukaryota; Metazoa; Chordata; Amphibia; Anura; Bombinatoridae
Gene: SLC24A3
Product: solute carrier family 24 member 3
Exons: 17
Coding region: 454-2490 (678 amino acids)
Biological process (GO): calcium ion transmembrane transport; intracellular calcium ion homeostasis
Cellular component (GO): membrane
Molecular function (GO): calcium, potassium:sodium antiporter activity; calcium channel activity
Source: RefSeq, a predicted model, not a curated record
UGUGCUUCCUGGUUGUGAUCUGUGUGUGUGUUUCCCUGAGUGCAUCUCUCUGUCUCUAGGGCUCUCUGAUCAGACAGCUGCACUUUGUAUUAAUCCAGCGUCAGCUACAUAUGAUCAGCAGCAAGCGCACAGCCUCUCUCUCUUGCUGGGGCUGCAGCUCCUGCUAGUUUGUUUCUCCUUUGCUUACAUCAAUGGCACAUCCUGCUGAGGGGCGUCAGAAACAACCAAACUCUGCUGUGUGAUCAGCUCAGCCACAUUUAAUAUGGAAUAAUAAAAAAACACACGGAAAGAAGGGCCAGCUGUGGGAAUUGCUAAACGGACUGGAGUUUGAGAAGUCACAAACGCAUGUGCUUUUUCUUUUGAUUUUUAUAUAUAUAUAUUUUUUGAGAAUAUAUUAGCAUAUUUUAUUUUCUGCAUAGUAGAAGCAGAGCUUCGGUCAGUAAGUGGAGUUGCAUGGAUGUUGCAAUGAUCAAGGGGACCAUGGAUGGUCUGGCUCAGGGAAAGAAGCAUCUGUGCUCUCCCCGGAGAGGGGUACUGCUGAAGCGGAGGCACUGGACAUGCAAGACCCGCAGGAAAAGGAAGGAACUGCUGCUGGGGCAGUUGUGCCUCAUGGGGUGUCUCAUGCUGUUAGUUUCACUACUCUCUCAUUGGGUUGACAAAUCGGGUUAUGAUGACCUCAGCUACUUAGACGAUGGCCAGAGAAAUGCAGGAGAGACCAAUAACAAAUGGACUGGACGAGGUUUACUCUGGGCAAGCAGUGACAACAUUACAGAAAUUGACAAGGAAACAGUUAAUCGUAAGAAUUGCACUGAACCAGGAAUUCAUGAAUUCCCUGAUGACAUUUUCUCAAAUGAGGAUAGAAAACAUGGAGCAAUCAUCCUGCAUGUUUUAUGUGCAAUGUACAUGUUCUAUGCAUUGGCGAUUGUCUGCGAUGACUUUUUUGUUCCAUCCCUGGAAAAGAUUUCUGAAAGGUUACAUCUCAGUGAAGAUGUGGCAGGCGCUACUUUCAUGGCAGCUGGCAGUUCUGCCCCUGAGCUCUUCACAUCUGUAAUAGGGGUAUUUAUCACAAAAGGAGAUGUAGGAGUUGGAACUAUCGUUGGCUCAGCUGUAUUCAACAUUCUCUGUAUAAUUGGCGUGUGCGGUCUCUUUGCGGGACAGGUUGUUGUUCUGUCUUCAUGGUCUUUGUUACGAGAUGCCUCUUACUACACACUGUCUGUCAUUGCACUUAUUGUGUUCAUUUACGAUGAGACCGUUUCCUGGUGGGAGUCCCUAAUUCUAGUCAUGAUGUACGCUAUUUACAUCAUUAUAAUGAAGUACAACUCAAAUAUACACGAAUGUUUUGAAAAGCGAACAAAAGGGGGAGCAAACAUUGCAAAUGGACUUGCAAGUAAUGCAGAAUUAGACGAUAACAUUAACUGUGAUGCAACUGUGGUUUUGCUUAAAAAAGGAAACUUUCAUCGUAAGACAUCGGUGAUAAUGGUUGAUGAGUUACUAUCUGCUUAUCCACACCAGCUUUCAUUCUCUGAAGCCGGGCUCAGGAUUAUGAUAACAAGUCACUUUCCCCCUAAAACUCGUCUCUCAAUGGCCAGUCGUAUGUUGAUAAAUGAGAGACAGAGGUUAAUAAACACCAGAGCUUAUGCGAAUGGGGAAUCCGAAGUAUCCAUUAAAAUUCCAAUUAAGCACUCAGUGGAGAAUGGCACAGGGCCCGGGAACCCAACAGAGAGAAAUGCAAAUGGAACCAGAAGGGAUGAAGAUGUGGCUGAGGCCGGCAAUGAAACCGAGAAUGAGAAUGAGGACAACGAGAAUAAUGAGAAUGAUGAAGAAGAGGAAGAGGAGGAUGAUGACAAUGAUGGGCCUUUCACUCCAUUUGACAUCCCCAACGGGAAAGCCAACAAAGCAAAAUGGAUGAUAAGCUGGCCAUUGUGUCUGCUCCUGUACUUUACUGUACCCAACUGUGCUAAGCCCCGCUGGGAGAAAUGGUUCAUGGUAACAUUUGCCUCCUCGUCUAUAUGGAUAGCAGCUUUCUCCUAUGUCAUGGUCUGGAUGGUUACUAUAAUUGGAUUUACAUUGGGAAUUCCGGAUGUAAUUAUGGGCAUCACUUUCCUAGCUGCUGGGACCAGUGUACCAGACUGCAUGGCAAGCUUAAUUGUAGCAAGACAAGGUAUGGGUGACAUGGCCGUGUCCAAUUCCAUUGGUAGCAAUGUGUUUGACAUCCUUAUAGGCCUCGGCCUACCCUGGGCAUUACAGACACUGGCAGUUGACUACGGAUCUUUCAUCCAGCUGAACAGCAGAGGGCUUAUAUAUUCCGUAGCUUUAUUACUGGCAUCGUUAUUUGUCACAGUUUGUGGCAUUCGUCUGAAUAAGUGGAAGCUGGACAAGAAGCUCGGAAUCACGUGCAUUUUGCUGUACGGUGUAUUUUUGUGUCUCUCCAUCCUGACCGAAUUCAACGUUUUUACUUUUGUGAACUUGCCCAUGUGCAGAGGGAACUGAUCUUUCCAGCAGACAAGUUGAGGACCUUAUCCUUUUUAAUUUCUGUGCAAUACAUAGACACGACCCCCAUCAUUACAUGUGAUGCACCCAGAGGUCGUGGAGUAUAUUCUGGUCAUUGUUCACAAGAACGUUUUAUGUCCUUCUGCUCCCCCUUUAUCUAUUUAUUGGGGGGGGGACAUAGUUUUUUCACAUGUGUGUUUCUUACUCUCUGUUAAUUCUAUUUAAACAGUGACCAGGGUACUAGAUAAAAGGCUGCUAACUGGCCUACAGCCAGCCCAAAUCGAGUCUGCUACAAUUCCUUCUUUUUUAAGUUAUUUGGGAGAGGACUAAUCUAAUUUAUGACUUGAGAUUGUUAAUGCAUAACAGAAGAAUGGGAAUGAUUCAUUUACCAGGGAUCAAGUACAGUAUGAAGAGAACCAGGGGAUCAGAAGCUAACGAAUUGCUCUUCCUUGUUCACAUCAACAAACUUAUUUGAUCUUACACUUGGUAUACAAUACCCAUCUGAAAAUAAAAGUUCAGGGUAUCGUGAAACUCCUCCAAAGUA